AUGCUCCACAAAAGGCAGGAGGACGAUGCCGAAGAAACAACAAGGAAGCCACGAUCACUAUCGAUUUUUAGGUCAUGGUCGUGGUUUCCAAAUUAUGCAAAAGAGCCGGAGGAGGUGCAACAACUAACGGUCCAUUCUGACCCUGCUCGCAAAUGGAUAAAGGGUGUAGUGAUCUGCUCAUGGAUCAUUGGCGGAGUCCUCGCCUUGAACAUCAUCCUCACUGUCGUCGCUGCUGGUCUGGCGUAUUCAGGAAACAGCGGGCAGAUGUUCGGCUUCGCUUCCCUCUAUAUGGGAAAGUGCUCGACUUCCAAAGGUUGGACCACGGGCUUGCACCUCCUGAUCAACAUUCUCAGCACUGCCCUUCUAGGGGCAAGCAACUACUGCAUGCAGUGUCUUGCAGCCCCUUCGCGAGACCAGGUAGAUAAAGCCCACAGUCAAAAGACAUGGGUUCGGAUCGGCGUCCCGAAUAUAAUGGAUCUUCUUCGCUAUCAAACGGGCAUGCGACGCCUUCUCGGAUCGAUCCUGCUGAUCACCUCAUUGCCUAUCCAUUUGAUUUACAAUUCAGCCGUAUACUUCUCGAUUGGUCCAACGGAAUACUCCGUCGUUGCAGCACAGGAUAAACCUAUUCAGGAACACGGCAACUCCACGGAAUUUGAGCAGUGCUUCACAGAAAAUGUCGGAAUGGACUUGCCAUCAUUCAACGCUGCGAUCCGUGAUGGGAGUUUCAACACACUCUCCAAGCAAGAAUGUAUUGAUAUCUUUGCUCAGGACUAUGCAUCUGGGUACGGAACGGUUGUUCUGGUGACCAAGGACCCGAUGCCUCAAAACGAGUCUGUGGCCUUGGUAGGGACAGGAAAUAGCCACAGCUUUGAGGGUGGGUUUUCUCAAUUCAGUUGGCUGUGUGACGAAGAAUAUCCCUGCACCAAAAGUAUAGCCGAAGAAGACACCCAGGACUGGUCGGUCGACGCAUUGACGUGGUCGCGUCCCACCAUACAUUUGUCAGUGCCUAUCCCGGGCGGGAUUUAUGAGAGCGGAGGGUGGUUGGAUGUUGGACAUUACGGCGUUCCCGAUACCGAGGACUACAACCAUCUCGAUGAUAUUCUGGAUAAACACCAUACCCUGGAGGAGUUGCAAGCUGCGCUAGGUAAUUCUUCCGGCUGGGUUAACAGCUCAUUCCCUGGUAGUGUGACAGUACGUAAUGGUGAACCUGAUUGCACGUACCCGAGAGACUAUGGUAAAAGGACGCUGCGAUCAUAUUCAAUCGACCACUGCAUGACGCUGCCGGUUGAGGAGACUUGCCAGCUAUUCUUCAGUCCAUGGAUUUGCCUGAUUGUAAUUGGCUGCAAUCUAGUCAAGCUCAUCUGUGCGCUGCUAGCGGCACGCGAGAACAGACAAGAUAUUUUCCUCACCACCGGAGACGCUAUUGCGUCUUUCCUUGCCAAACCGGACCCAGCCACCGAGGGAGUCUGCCUACUUUCUGGGUCUCUAGUCAAGAAAAGAACACAAGGGUGGCGGAAAUACAAGGGCCGUGAACGCAAAUCCUUAGAUCUUCUGGAAACCAAACAAGAGACUCCGCUUCGUUUACCUUCAAGGAAACGAUGGUUUCAAGCUGCGAGUGUAUCACGCUGGGUAUAUACGAUUCUCCUAUUCGUGUGCAUGCUAGUCCCAUCAGUCAUUGUUCUUCGCCUGGGGAUUCUCAAUUACAACAAAGCCUCCAAAUCGAAGAGCAUAUGGGGCUCCGGGCUGGGAGAAGCAAGCUCAGGGACCAUACUAGCGGGCUUGAGCAUUUCCGCUACCACAAGUGGAAUAUUUUCAAUGAUUCUUAUGGCCAACAUACCUCAGAUACUAGUCUCACUAGCUUACUUCUUCUACAACGGCCUCCUAACCUGCAUGCUCGGCGCCGUCGAGUACGACAACUACGCUACAAAGCGAAAGCCUCUCCGUGUAUCCUGGCCCCGCGGUGCCCAGCGUUCAACAUACUACCUCACCCUUCCAUACCGCUACAGUAUCCCGCUGCUGAUAGUCUCCGCUGUUCUCCACUGGCUCGUAUCCCAGAGCCUUUUCUUCGUCCAGGUGAUCCCAUUCGACCGGCAUGGAGUACCCCAAGAGAGAUACCCGGAAGUCCUCGUUACUUGUGGGUAUUCGCCCGUUGCCAUCAUUUUCGGAAUAAUCGUUGGUGGCUUGCUACCCAUCGUCGCUGUACUUAUGGGCUUGCGUCGCUUCAGAUCACACAUGCCGCUGGCUGGUCAGUGUAGUGCGGCAAUCAGCGCUGCAUGUCAUCCGAUGACUACAGCGGUUGACCAUGCACUGAAACCGGUACAGUGGGGCGAAGUUCCAGGCAGCGUUUUAUCGCAUAGCGGCUUUUCCAACACAAUAACGACGGAUAUUGAGUGUGACGCUCGGGCGAAUGUCGGUGAUGAGCAACGGCUAUCUUUGGCUAGGGAGCUGGAUAUAAAUGAUUCCAGGGCAGUCGGUUUCUUGCAUUGCACAUUUACUUCGGAGGAUGUUAGUGAGCCGAGCACAUCACGUCUCUAUCUCUAG
Penicillium mononematosum is the source of this 2541-nucleotide messenger RNA. RefSeq lists its product as uncharacterized. The record is from RefSeq and is a predicted model, not a curated record. The coding region runs from base 1 to 2541 and encodes 846 amino acids. Lineage: Eukaryota; Fungi; Ascomycota; Eurotiomycetes; Eurotiales; Aspergillaceae. The transcript is spliced from 3 exons.